AUGUACAUUUUUCCCUCUCUGAGCGUCUUUCCUGCUGCAGAGGAGUGGCGAGAGGAGAGUGGACUUUUUCUCUCCAUGAAAACACCGGUGCUGGGUAGUUUCAGCUCCUGUGGGAAGAAGCAGCUGUACUUCAGUUGUGUGAAGGUGCUGAACCUUCGCUCUCCGGAGCGAGAUGAGGAGUGGCGAGAGGAGAGUGGACUUUUUCUCUCCAUGAAAACACCGGUGCUGGGUAGUUUCAGCUCCUGUGGGAAGAAGCAGCUGUACUUCAGUUGUGUGAAGGUGCUGAACCUUCGCUCUCCGGAGCGAGAUGACUGGAAUCACAAGGUUCACACAGCCAAGAUGAAGGCAAAAGUGAGGAUGUUCGUUGUCCUGCUGUGUGUGACUGGCAUCUGUGUGUUGAGAGGAAAUGUUUCAAGAGGGUUUUCAGAACACCUCAACCAGCUCCAGGACACAAACCCCUGUGCUUGUGACAAAUGCUUAUCAGAAGAUGAUCUGUGGUCUAUUCCGCGUUUCAACACAUCUGUUGAACCAUUUUUGUCAGCGCAAUACAAUCUCUCAGAGGAUGCUUUCAACUGGUGGAAGCGCUUACAGGUUGAAAGCCGCAACUUUAGUACCUAUAAAAAAACAGUGGACAGGCUGUUUGAGAUGUUCCCAUCCAGUCCAGAUGUCAUAAAACCCAGCCCUGACCUCUGCAGGAGUUGUGCUGUGGUGGGGAAUUCUGGUAAAUUGAAGCAAUCACGAUAUGGACCUCUCAUAGAUUUACAUGAUGUCAUCAUAAGAAUAAACCAUGGUCCUACCAAAGGCUUUGAAGCAGAUGUCGGGACCAGAACAACUCAUCGUGUCAUGUAUCCAGAGAGUGCCGUGGACUUGGAUAACAACACUCAUCUUGUGCUGUUUCCAUUCAAGAUACAAGAUCUCGAGUGGCUCAUCAAGGCCUUCUCUACUGGAUUUACUGGAAGGUCAUAUGUGCCAGUUAAGUCAAAUAUCAAAGCUAACAAGGAUUUGGUGAUGGUGAUCAAUCCAGCUUUCAUGAGGUAUGUUCAUGAGACGUGGCUGCAAAAGAAGGGCAGUUAUCCAUCCACUGGCUUUAUGGCUUUGAUUCUUGCCCUCCAUAUUUGUGAAGAGGUCCAUGUGUUCGGUUAUGGAGCAGACAAAAAUGGAAGCUGGAAUCAUUACUGGGAAAAACUCAAAGACACAAAGUUUAAAACCGGAAUACAUCCUGGAAGUCAUGAGUAUGGAAUUAUCGAGGAGCUAGCUAAGCAACAAAAGAUCAAGUUUUUUACAGGGCGGAGAUCUUUCUCUUAGCAUUUAAACUAUUCAUAAACUUGAUAGCAAAUCAUUUGCCAUGCAAAACAAGAAUGAGAAGACUAACUGCCUAGCAGCACAGGGAAAAAAAUGUGUAAUGAAUGUGAAUGAUACUGUUGUAGUGUUUUUAAACUAUUCAAACUGAUUCAGUGAGAUUAUCUAUAAAGUGAAAAUUGCUCACAUCCACAGAAAUGUAGGGUAACAGCUGUUCUAAGAUGAAAGCAGAAGGAGAAAAUAUUGUAUAGAUGGAUACAUAGUAUAGAAACACAAGGACAAUGAGAGUAGUAUCUUGAAUGAAUGUUUUGCCAGCUAUUUAAGUUCUAAAAUUUUAAAAUGACAGCGUGUUACAAUGUGUAGACUAUUGUUUUUUUUCUUGAA
Molecule: messenger RNA, 1683 nt
Organism: Micropterus dolomieu (smallmouth bass)
Lineage: Eukaryota; Metazoa; Chordata; Actinopteri; Centrarchiformes; Centrarchidae
Product: CMP-N-acetylneuraminate-beta-galactosamide-alpha-2,3-sialyltransferase 1-like
Exons: 8
Coding region: 1-1305 (434 amino acids)
Molecular function (GO): beta-galactoside (CMP) alpha-2,3-sialyltransferase activity
Source: RefSeq, a predicted model, not a curated record